Molecule: messenger RNA, 2380 nt
Organism: Paramecium sonneborni
Lineage: Eukaryota; Ciliophora; Oligohymenophorea; Peniculida; Parameciidae
Source: the annotation of a GenBank genome assembly
AUGGAUUUUGCGAUUCCUGUAAUAAAGAAAUACCCAAUAGAAAAUAUCUUAAAUGAUGCAACUGGAAUGUUAAAGAAGGUAUUAUAAAAUUAACAUAAAAAGAAUGGAAAUAGAAAAGUCAUUUUAUUGUUAGAUAAACAUUUUAUGAGUUAUUCUUAGAAUGAUGUCGCAUCAAUAAAUAUUUAGAUUUGUAGAAGACUUUUAAAGGCAGCAUAAAAUUUAUUAACUUAAUACAUAUAUGGAGAUAAUCUCUCAAAAGUGGAUUUAUUACUUGAUAGAUGCAAUUUAUAUAUUGCUGUUUUCUAUAUUAAUAUUUAAAAAAAGUUAAAAAAUGAGAAAGGAAUAGAGUAAUAUGAAGAAUUGAACUCAGCAUAGAUUGAAUAGAAAAUUGGUCUUAGUAGAUUAAGAUAAAGAAUUCGUUAAACUAUUUGUGUUACUGGUAAUUUAAUAAAGGCUACCCAUAUAAAUAAAUUAAAAGAAAAAGAUAAAAGUAUUUAAGAAUAAUUAAAAUAAUAGUAAAAUUUUAUAUAAAUGAAUGUUGGGUAUUUUUAUUAAGACAAUUAAUAAUUUAUGCUAAGAUAUUUAAGUCUACAAAUGAAGUUUCACAAAGUUUGAAAAUGUUAACAAAAAUUGAAUAAUUUUUAUCAAUUAAAGUAUUGAAUAAAAGAAAAAAUAUUGAAAUAAUGAAAGUUUAAGUUGAACAUUAUUAGAAUUCUGGUUAAUUAUAUUUUUAAUUAUGUGAAUUCAAACUUUCAUUAUAAAAUUAUGAUCUUGCUUUAAAAUUUUUAUAAGAUUUGAUAUUUGCAAUUUUAAAAAAGAAUAAUACUCCAAAUGUAAUUGAUGAUAUAGAUUUAAAACCUGUUGAAUAAUAUUUAAUGAAAAUGAUUGUUAUUCUUUAUCUCUAAUCUUUAUGUUAUGAGUAUUUAUCUGAAUAUUCAUAAAUGAAGGAAUGUAUCCAUUAAUCAAAAUGGUUAUGUAAUGAAGUAUUAAGACUUGAAGAUGAACAUCAAUUACAUAUUUUAAUUUAUAGUCGAGCUUAAGAUAUCUAAAAAUAUUUUGAAACUAUUUUAGCUGAAUGUGAAAUAAGACAUAUAAUAUUUUCAUCUUUUUGUGACAAUCAUAAAACUGAAAUGAAAGCUUUAUCUGCUUAAAUUGUAGAAGAUUAUCAACAUAUGUUAAAUGAAAAAUUUUAUUAAAAAUUUAAUUUUCAAAAACUUAAUCGAUAAUAAUAUUUCAAAAUUAAUUAGAAUAUUAUUUAAUAAUAACCAUAUUUACUUUAUUCAGUACCAAAAGGUAGCAGAACAGAAAGAGAAACUACUCAAUAAUAACUUUCAAAAUAAUAUUAAUCAUUUACAACUGAAGAUGGAGUAGUAGAAUAACAUUCAAAAAAAUUAAUUACUGUUGAAAGUGAAUCUAAUCUAUUAAAAUAACAUUCAUUAUCUUCUUUUUCAAGGAAAACAAGACAUACAGAUUUUUCAUAAUAUUGCAAAACUGAAUAAUCCGAUUAUCCAAAACUUGAUUAAGAAUUAGCAGGUGUAAUUGUUAAUUAAUUGAAAUAAGAAAAACCUUUUUUUAUGUUAGCUGAUAUACAAAAGACAUGUUAAGAUGAAAUUUAAGAAAAUUAGAGAUAAUAAUAAGAUUAUGAAUUAGGAAAAGCAAUACUUAUGUUUAAAAAGUAAUUUAGUAGUAAUGUCAUUUCAGAACCUAAAGAGAUUGAUUCAUUAAAAUAAUUAAACAAUCAGAUUAAAACUGAAUUUUAAUUAAUUUCUGGAUAUUUGGAAGCCUAAGAAAAAUUAAAAAAGAAAAGAUAGAAAUAAAAACUAUUUGAAUAAUCAUAAUAACCCAAAUAAAAAAAAACAAGUCCCUUUAGAAAGAUUUUAAUAAAACAUAGUAAUACUUUAUAAUUGAAAUAAAUUAAGAAAAAGCUUUAGCAUUUAGAAGAAGAAUCUGUUAUAAUGAAAAUGUAUUAAUAAUUAAGUGAUAAAAAAGAAGGUGAGAAAUAACAACCAAAGGAAGAUUAGAUUCUUAGAAAAAUGAUUUAAACGAACUUAAAUGUAAUAAAUAUUUUAACUAUUUUUAGGCUAUUAAAGUUAUAAUGGAUGAAAAUUAAAAAUAGUAAGAAACUGCUUAAAAAUAAUUAAGAUAAAGAAGACCUUUUUCUGUAUCAACUCCAACAUAAACUAGAAGAAAUCCAUAGUGUACUUCACUUAGAGAUAAUAUAAAAGAUUUAGCAGGAUCAACUUAAUAUUUAAGUACUAAAGGUUAAUCAGCUAAAAAUGUAACAUCUUUGGUAGAAUUGGCAAAUUUAAAAAAAAAAUUAAAUUCAAUAUAAUUAAAAAGUCCAAAUAGAUUCUCAUAAUUAUUUUUAAAAAAAGAAUGA